AUGUCCGAUAAGCAGGUGGAGUCCUCCGACUGUCUCCGGGAUCGUAGAAAUCCCCACACUAACCUGCCCCUCAGGACCAGUAGCCAAACCUGCACCACCACAGGCCUCAGCUGGGCACCAGACAAAGAUAGUCUGCAGGAGGGAACCCAAGAGCUCCCAGUCAGUGACCGUGUGUGUGGUCGCUACUCCAGUGCAGAAAAGGGCGCACAGGAAAUUGAGCAACUCGAGGAGGAUGGCCAGCUGUCGGAGAGUGAUGCCACACCACAUCGCUUAUGCCACGAGAGAGGUGAAACCCAUGAGUGCAGGAAAUUUCAGCAUCGCCGAGCUCUCACUGCUGGGUCUGGUCUCCAUGGAGACCCUGUCCACAAUAGAAAGACGUCCUCCAUCGCAGGGCACCAGAAAUCUUCUCUGGCAUCAGAAAAGACCCCUCCUCACGAAUCAUUCAUCUCCCAAGUGCUAUUAAGAUUGCAGAUUAAGCUGUCUGACCAGAGGGAUUGUCUUGGGAUCAGUAUUGCCGGAGGGAAAGGCUCUCUGCCUUACAAAGACCGUGAUGAGGGGAUUUUUAUCUCCCGCGUAACAAAGGGAGGUCCAUCCGAAAAGGCAGGAAUCCAUGUUGGAGACAGGUUACUGGAGGUCGACGGGCUCAACGUGCAGGGGGCGACCCACCACGAGGCGGUCAGUGCCCUCAGGAAUGCUGGGAGCAUAAUCAAGAUGACAGUACUGAGAGAGAGGCUGCUCACCGGGGAGCCUUUUGAGCAAGACGAGCCUUGCGAUCCUCUGGACGACGUGACGGGACGACAGCCCUGCAGGGUUCAGAGAAGCGAGCAGCCCAAGAUUGAAUGUGGAGGAGACUGUUUGAUGAAGAGAAUUGAGGCGGCUGUUUGCAAUGGCAAUGGCAUCUCUGAUAUGAAGAGCGACCUGAACUUUACUCUAUCUGAACAGGAGGAAGAUGCAUCAAUAAAAAAUGACUCACUUCAAAUUGGAAAGCACACAAUGACCAUCCCGCGGAUCAUCCUCACUCAUCCCUCUACAUCAGAUGAAGAUGUAGAGCUCUUGACACAAAGCCUCGGCAGAGAGCCGCUGCAUGACUUUUACAUUUCUGACAGACACCCCGACUGUUUCGAUAGCGCUUUCUACCCACCGUGACCUCCGACUUCAACCAUGAAAGACAAGGACUGCUAUUAUCCACAUCUUUGUGCUCAAUAAGUGGCUGAAGCAUUUUUAUUCUGUGAUAUUUUGGAGAGUUAGUACUUUGGGAAUGUAUUUUUCACAGUCAUUAUAAAGCUUUCAGUCUGUUAAAGUUAACUGCUGCUAAUAGUAUUCGGCGACGUGGGCAAUACAAAGACUAUUUUUUACAAACCAUGGACAGUUGAAGCUUGAGCAGACUCUUCUCCAACAUCCAAAUGAAAUAAAUGACAUACUUUUACAUGCAGUCCAUUGAUGGAUGCUAUGCUGGCUACCUCUGUUUCCCAUCGUGCUGCUGUAAAUCAUGGGCUUUGACUAUGUGACACCAGCAAAGUCUUUUUAUAGUCUCUUCUGAGAUAAACUGGUACACGGCUGAGGAGACAGAGCAGCAGGGCGUCCUGAGACUUCAUGUGAUCAGACACUGUGCACAAAUGUUUUCAAGUCAAACCCGUUAAACCUAGACGGUAGCAACCACUAAUGUCAGUACUUGCCUUGUGUGAUCUCACGGCUUUUUAUUAUUUUCACAGUAGCUGUUCAGU
Messenger RNA from Solea solea (common sole), 1724 nucleotides. RefSeq names its product protein scribble homolog. Gene Ontology annotation, cellular component: postsynaptic membrane; adherens junction; postsynaptic density. The record is from RefSeq and is a predicted model, not a curated record. Gene Ontology annotation, biological process: neurotransmitter receptor transport postsynaptic membrane to endosome; neurotransmitter receptor transport, endosome to postsynaptic membrane. The coding region runs from base 1 to 1146 and encodes 381 amino acids. Gene Ontology annotation, molecular function: protein binding. The transcript has 8 exons. NCBI's taxonomy places the organism in Eukaryota, Metazoa, Chordata, Actinopteri, Pleuronectiformes, Soleidae.